UGCUCUUCUUUCCGCCUCUAAAAGAAUCAGUUUCCAGCCAGGAAAGAACCAACACCUGAUGCUAGAUUUACUCAGAGGCACCGGCCAAGGGAGGGUUGCGUCGUCUCCCGCCGAUCCCCCACUGUCAUAUCUGCCACAGACCCACACACCUAGGUGCAGGUAUGGUCCGUGUUGCGUUCGUGGUCCUGGUCUUCGCAGGAUCUGUCAUGAGCAAAAACAAAUGCAGCUACCAUGAAAUUGUGGACCACCUGAACUUAACCAGAGACACCAGCAAGUUCAGAGUGACACGACCAGUCACAGACCACACUCAUGUCACUGAGGUGCAGCUGGACAUUCUCCUGUAUGCCAUCCUGGCCGUGGUGGAGAAAUCACAGCUCUUUGUGUCUCUACUUUGGGCAACGAUGAUAUGGAAUAAUGAACACAUCUCAUGGGACCCUGCUCAGUUCUGUGGUAUCACAAAGUUCACAGUUACUGAAAAUCUGCUGUGGAAACCCGAUCUCUACAUCAUGGAGAUGACACAAAAGGAGGACUCCCCUCUGACGCCUUUCUUGAUGAUCUCCUAUGAUGGAACAGUUAUAUCGGAGCGACCAGUUAAAGUUAUCAGCACCUGUGAAAUGGACAUCUACAAGUUUCCCUUCGACAUACAGACAUGCAACAUCACUAUUGGCUCGAACCAGCACAGCAAUGACCAACUUCGCCUGCUCCCUUUCUCCAACACGUCUCGUGCAACUCAGUUCUCCAAACUGGUGAUGAGGACACAAGGAGAAUGGGACUUCAUCCAGCUGUCAGUUGAGAAAAUGAAUGUCUCAAUUUCGGAGCUGGAGUGGGAGCAGCUCAAUUACAGCUUCACAGUCAAGCGUCGACCCCUCCUCCAUGUCAUCAACUUCCUGGUGCCCAUCCUCUUCUUCCUGUGUCUGGACUUGUCCUCCUACCUGAUCUCAGAACUCAGAGGGGAGAAGCUUGGUUUCAAGGUCACUGUGCUGUUAGCAAUCUCAGUGCUGCUUCUCAUCCUCAAUGACAUCCUGCCCUCCAUGUCCAACAAGACCCCCCUGAUAGCCACCUACUGCAUCACGAUCUUUGCUCUGAUGCUGCUCAGCUUACUGGUGACCAUUGUGGUCACAUACCUGACGGAGAAAGACGCGGAGUGGCGAGAGAAGGGCCCGUCCCGGAGCUGGCACCCAGACAUGAUGAAAAACAGCGAGAAGUCGAGUGGGUGCCAGAACAUGUGUGGCCGAAACUGGAGAGACAAGGAACAUGGGCAGCUACCUGCAACUGAAGAGGUGCAGGUCAACAAGGAAGAAUCAUUGCUGGUUCAAAUCCUGCAGGAGCUGAAGCAGCUGCAGCAGAUGGUUGAUGUGCACAUCAGCUACAGGGCGGAGGGAGGGAAGUUCCUCCGAUGGGCCAAGAGGAUCAACCAAGGCUUUUUCAUCUUCUACAUCAUCACUGUCUCAGUCUUCCUCGCCCUCAUCUAUAUAGAGUGGCGCAGUUAGAGAAGCUGACAAAACCAUGACACCAAUUCAAAACUACUAUUAGAUUUAAUGCUUGUAGUGUUACGCAGCCUUUUUGUGU
Synchiropus splendidus (mandarinfish) is the source of this 1569-nucleotide messenger RNA. Its product is annotated as 5-hydroxytryptamine receptor 3A-like. The transcript has 10 exons. Gene Ontology annotation, biological process: signal transduction; monoatomic ion transmembrane transport; regulation of membrane potential. Gene Ontology annotation, molecular function: extracellular ligand-gated monoatomic ion channel activity; transmembrane signaling receptor activity; neurotransmitter receptor activity. Lineage: Eukaryota; Metazoa; Chordata; Actinopteri; Syngnathiformes; Callionymidae. The record is from RefSeq and is a predicted model, not a curated record. The coding region runs from base 162 to 1490 and encodes 442 amino acids. Gene Ontology annotation, cellular component: synapse; membrane; neuron projection.